Sclerotinia sclerotiorum 1980 UF-70 is the source of this 285-nucleotide messenger RNA. RefSeq lists its product with no specific name. Lineage: Eukaryota; Fungi; Ascomycota; Leotiomycetes; Helotiales; Sclerotiniaceae. Bases 1 to 285 code for a protein of 94 amino acids. The transcript has 2 exons. The record is from RefSeq and is a predicted model, not a curated record.
AUGGUCCCAAAGAUGAAAGAGGGUAGACCCCACGAAAAUGUGGCGUCCCCAUGGAGUAAACUAAAAGGUCUUCAGCUUCCCAAGGGAAUUGUGGUAUUCGAAUUCCCAGAUGGUUCAGAUAACCCUUCCAAAGCUUCGAGAGAAGCACAUUCUCACGUGUUGAUGGGAUCCUGUCCAUCUUCCACCUUUCUGGAUAUAAGUCUUGGCGCCUCCGUACAGAACCUUGUCCGUGGCACCUGUCAUUGGUCAUUUAGUGGCGCGGAUCCUUGCUAUAAUAUGCCUUAG